AUGCCACGUAAGCUACGUAAGAAUAUACGUAAGAGGAAGAGAGCAUUGAAACAUCCAAUAGUAAAACUGACACCACAACAACAGUUGCAACAACAAAUGAUGAAUGACCCCACUAUGUUGCAACAAAUGUCAAGCAAUCCUAUGCUUUUAAACCGAGUUCUUGGUGCACAGAGUGGAGGUUUAAGAGCGGCACUUUUAGCGAAAAUGGCAGGCUAUGGUGGAGCUGCAGACGGAACAGCAUAUAACCCUCAAAGUCAAAUGAAUUUGAGUUCACUCAAAAAUCAAAUAACAGAUGUCAAAAAGUCAAACAUAGACAUACAGAAGCAAAUAA
Molecule: messenger RNA, 331 nt
Organism: Trichomonas vaginalis G3
Lineage: Eukaryota; Parabasalia; Trichomonadida; Trichomonadidae
Product: protein of unknown function, DUF4106 family
Exons: 1
Source: RefSeq, a predicted model, not a curated record